AAUUCGUAAAAGAGAAGAAAAGGGUGCCGAAUACCGAGCAUCGCUACGCCCGAUUAUUUCUCAGCUUUCGUCAGCAAAAGGAAACCAAUUCAAGGGUCAGUAGCAGAGUCAGGAACCCACAAAAGAAAUAUAGACGCAAGGAACAAUAUUCGGAGCAUCUCUCAUCGUUUCAUCGAAUAAGUCGAUUUGGAAGAGUAAAAAUGAUGAAACCGCUGUUAGAAGAGUCUGAUCAAGAAGUGGCCCUUGAUUCAACAGUUGGAACAUCAACUAUAGAAUCAUCUGUCGAAAUAAUCAACAAGCUUACACCUAUUCAAAAGUUUUACGAUGAUAAAAGUGUAUUUUUGACUGGCCGAACUGGAUUCAUGGGAAAAUUAUUAAUCGAGAAAUUGUUAAGAGGAUGUCCUGGCAUCAGAUGCAUUUAUAUUUUGAUACGUUCGAAAAAAGGGAAAAAUGUUCUUGAACGCUUGGAUGAACUUAUGGAAGAUUCAUUGUUUUCCAAGUUGAGGAAGGAAGAAACAAAAUUCCGAAAACGAAUAGUCGCAAUCAAGGGGGAUUGUAGCUUACCAAAUCUCGGUAUUUCCAAAAUUGAUAGAGCUACACUCAUACGCGAAGUAUCAAUUGUUUUCAAUGUCGCCGCGACCGUAAGAUUCAAUGAAGCAAUGAAAGCGGCGAUAGCUAUUAACGUCCGAAGUCUAAGGGAUUUGAUAAAGUUGUCCAAAGAAAUGCCGAAUCUGGAGAGUUUCGUUCACGUAUCCACGGCUUAUGCGAACUGCCUUUAUAAUCAGAUCGAGGAAAAGAUUUAUGAUCCACCGAUAGAUGCUGACAAAUUGAUCGAUUUGAUUGACCUUAUGGAAGAAAAAUUACUUAACGAUAUUACACCGCAUUUACUUGGAAGAUGGCCAAAUAGUUAUGUGUAUACGAAAUCACUUGCUGAGAAUGUGGUAAAAAAGCAUGCUGACACGAUACCGAUUGGAAUAUUUCGUCCUGGAAUUGUGAUAUCCACGUAUCGAGAACCUAUUCAAGGAUGGGUAGAUAAUAUGUACGGACCUAUAGGAAUUACAGCAAAUAUUCUAAUGGGAAUAAUGCGAAUUCAUCAUUGCGAUGCAUCGAUGAAAGUGAACUUGGUACCCGGAGAUCUGACGAUUAAUGGAUUAAUUGCUAGUGCCUGGGGCACUGCUAAUAAUCUAAGAUCCAAUGAAGGUAUUCCUAUUUACAAUUACGUAUCUCAGGAUAAUCCAAUCACUUACGAGAGAUUGAAGGAAAUGACGUUAAAGUAUGAACAAUUGAUACCGUCUAAAGAAAAAUUUUGGUACUGUAGUUUUAAGAUGACAAAAUACCGGCUGAUCUAUCUAAUCUAUGUGUACUUUCUACACUUACUACCAAGUUUUAUAAUCGAUGCGAUCGCAUUGUGCGUGGGUAAACAACCGAGGUUACUUGGAAUGUAUAAGAAAAUUCACCAAAUGUCGGACGUUUUUGGUUAUUUUUGUACGAACGAAUGGACGUAUACGAAUGAAAGAUGGAAUGAACUAAUGAAGAAGUUGACACCCGCAGAUCGUGAAUUAUUCCUUUGUGAUAUGAAUGAUAUCAUUUGGGAUAUUUAUUUUGCGACAUAUGUUGUAGGAAUAAGAAAAUACAUCUUAAAGGAUCCCAUUGAAACGCUUCCACAAGCUCGUAUAAAAUGGCGAACGUAUUUUGUUUCUUGCAUUUUUAAUUCAUCAUCUGUUUAUUAUUGACAAUCAUUUACAAAUGAUAUUGAUUUUUCGAUUUUUUAAGGCUUUACUGGGCCCAUCAAGGAUUCAAACUUUCUAUAGCCUGUAUUUUUUUUGUGAUCAUAUGGGGUAUUUUACUGAGCGUUCCAAGACUAUUUCUAACGCUACCAUCUUCAUGAAGUAAGCAAGAUCGUCAAAGAAAAUGUAGGAGGAAUAAUAAUAGUUUACUCUUUCAUCUUAAUAUAAGUCAAUUAUUUCUUUUAUAAUAAUGAAUCUUUGUUAAACGGUUUGGUGAGAGGUAAUGAUACUUUUGGUACGGGUUAAGGAUAUUUUAGUGAAUUUUUAUCUAUAAAAUUUCGAGCAGGUUUGAUCUUUUUUGCGUCAUUUUGAAGGUCUGGUACUCUUCUACUCCUCUUGAUGACGGCCAUCUGCCGCAGGUCGCAAAUUGAUGUAAAAAAAAAGAAAUAGAUAUAAAUUUCAAAUGAAUUCUCAAUCUGUGCGAAUGUUGCUAUUGAAAUGUACGUUGUACAAAAUGCACAAAAUAACAAAUGUACGAGACGUGGAUUUAAAAAAUUCUAUGAUUCUCUGAAAAUUCAAAUAUCGUUUUUUUCAAUAGUUUGCUGACUUUCCAAAUAACUUAAUAAA
Vespa crabro (European hornet) is the source of this 2354-nucleotide messenger RNA. RefSeq names its product fatty acyl-CoA reductase wat-like. The record is from RefSeq and is a predicted model, not a curated record. Gene Ontology annotation, molecular function: alcohol-forming very long-chain fatty acyl-CoA reductase (NADP+) activity. The coding region runs from base 201 to 1733 and encodes 510 amino acids. Gene Ontology annotation, cellular component: peroxisome. The transcript has 8 exons. Gene Ontology annotation, biological process: long-chain fatty-acyl-CoA metabolic process. Lineage: Eukaryota; Metazoa; Arthropoda; Insecta; Hymenoptera; Vespidae.